Messenger RNA from Brassica napus (rape), 589 nucleotides. RefSeq names its product histone H3.2. Gene Ontology annotation, cellular component: nucleosome. The transcript has a single exon. Gene Ontology annotation, molecular function: structural constituent of chromatin; DNA binding; protein heterodimerization activity. Lineage: Eukaryota; Viridiplantae; Streptophyta; Magnoliopsida; Brassicales; Brassicaceae. Bases 56 to 466 code for a protein of 136 amino acids. The record is from RefSeq and is a predicted model, not a curated record.
AGAAAACACAUCAGCAAGAAUCAAAAACUUCUCUUUGCUUUCGAUAAAAACCAAAAUGGCUCGUACCAAGCAGACGGCAAGAAAAUCCACCGGAGGAAAGGCCCCGAGGAAGCAACUCGCGACGAAGGCGGCGAGAAAAUCGGCUCCGGCGACCGGAGGAGUGAAGAAGCCCCACAGAUUCCGUCCCGGAACGGUGGCGCUAAGGGAGAUCAGGAAGUACCAGAAGAGCACCGAGCUUCUGAUCCGCAAGCUUCCCUUCCAGCGUCUGGUUCGCGAGAUCGCGCAGGAUUUUAAAACGGAUCUGCGUUUCCAGAGCAGCGCCGUCGCAGCUCUCCAGGAAGCGGCGGAGGCUUACCUCGUUGGGUUGUUCGAAGACACGAACCUUUGCGCGAUUCACGCAAAGAGAGUGACGAUCAUGCCUAAGGACAUCCAGCUUGCGAGGAGGAUCAGAGGCGAGAGAGCUUAAGGAGAAUGCAGUAGACUAGACUAAGAUCUAAUCGUUUCCGUUUUGUUUAUGUAUAUCUUUUGUUUUAAUGGUGUUCGAUGAAUUGCCUCAAUGAAUCAAUGAUCAAAUUCUAUCUUAUUUUCA